CUAUUACAUUUAUUGAGGAAGGAUGUUGAGGCACGUGUCCCGGACGUUGGUACGAACUGUGCCACGUGUAACCAAGUCACAUUGUGUAGCAGUCAGAUCACUCUCUAACCUGCUAGUUCGAUCUCUGCCUAACUCCAGGGUACUGAGUGUUCCUCAACUGACGAUACAACAUGUGAGGAUGAUGAGCAACUACCCUCCCCACUUUAUGAUAGACAUGCCUGCCCUCUCACCCACUAUGGAGGCAGGUACAAUCCUGUCCUGGUCCGUAUCAGAGGGAGAUGAGUUGGGAGAAGGUGAUCUGCUAGCUCAGAUAGAGACUGACAAGGCUACAAUGGACUUUGAGGCUCCUGAAGUUGGAUUCUUGGCUAAAAUACUUAUUCCGGCUGGUACUCCUGAUGUUAAACUUGGAGUGCCGGUUUGUAUCAUUGUCGAAGAUAAAGACGACAUCGCUAAGUUUGCGAACUACGAAGCUCCUGCUGGUGACGCUGCCCCCGCAGAAGCUGCACCAGAACCAGUACCAGAGCCAGUAGCUGCCCCACCCCCUCCAGCUCCUACCCCUGUCCCUGCUACUCCCCCUCCUCCUCCCCCUCCAGCUGCAGUGGCCGCUCCUCCCCCUCCAGCUGCAGUGGCCGCUCCUCCCCCUCCAGCUGCAGUGGCCGCUCAACCACCUGUACUGGGCAGUAGGAUCAUGGCUAGUCCCAUGGCAAAGGCUUUAGCUGCAAGAAAGGGUAUUGAUCUGUCGCAAGUUGUUGGGUCGGGUGCUGAUGGUGUUAUACGAGCAGUAGACGUUGAAGCGACCCCAGUAGCCACUGCUCCAGUAUCUGCCGCCCCAGUAGCCGCUGCUCCAGUAGCCGCUGCUCCUCUUGUAGUUUCUCCAGACGGCUCCUUCACUGAGAUUCCUCUCACCAACAUGAGGAAAGCUAUUGCUAAGCGGCUUACUUCGUCCAAACAGGAGAUCCCACACUAUUAUCUUACUAUAGAGGUAGUGCUAGAUGAUCUCCUCUCAGUCCGCUCACAGCUCAACAAGGAGGGGGCUGGCAACUUCAAACUCUCUGUCACUGACUUCCUCAUUAAAGCUAGUUCUAAAGCUUUGUUAGAUGUUCCAGCUGCUAACAGUCAGUGGGCAGAUACUUGCAUUAAACAGUUCCACAAUGCAGAUAUCUCUGUGGCAGUAGCAACAGAUAAUGGCCUCAUAACACCCAUAGUAUACACUGCGAACAACAAGGGUCUUAAACAGAUAAACAGUGACAUGAGCGAGCUAAAGAGCAAAGCAGCGGAGGGUAAACUCAAACCACACGAAUUCCAGGGAGGCACCUUCACAAUCUCUAACCUGGGUAUGAUGGGAAUCCAGCACUUCACUGCUGUUAUAAACCCGCCACAGAGCUGUAUUCUAGCUGUGGGAGCCCCCCAGAAGAAGAUGGUCCCUGCUGACAAUGAGAAAGGGUUCGAAAUAAAGACAGUGAUGAACGUCUCCCUGAGCUGUGAUCACCGCGUAGUGGACGGUGCGGUUGGUUCGCAGUGGCUCGACUCCUUCAAGGGCUACCUUGAGAAACCACUCAACUUACUUUUGUAACUUAACUCAUUAAAUUAUUGAUUUUUCUAAUAUGAUCCGGGUUUAUAACGCGAAGUUACAGUUAAUUUUGGACUGGAGUAGGUACAAGCAUUUAGUUCUAAUGAAUGUAGAGACUCGAUGAGCAGCUAAUAUGAGGUCACUGUUAAUACCAGUAUGGUAUGUGAACAGUGAAACAUGCUAAAUACUUUAACAGAUAAAGUAAGUGACACGGCACGUUAUCUCCUGUUUUGAAAGCGGUUUUGUUAUCAUUUAUUGAUGGAUUCCGUAACUUAUUACUAAGAUUUGUACAUAACAUGCA
Messenger RNA from Bolinopsis microptera, 1871 nucleotides. Its product is annotated as dihydrolipoyllysine-residue acetyltransferase component of pyruvate dehydrogenase complex, mitochondrial-like. Gene Ontology annotation, biological process: pyruvate decarboxylation to acetyl-CoA. Gene Ontology annotation, molecular function: dihydrolipoyllysine-residue acetyltransferase activity. The transcript is spliced from 10 exons. Lineage: Eukaryota; Metazoa; Ctenophora; Tentaculata; Lobata; Bolinopsidae. The coding region runs from base 23 to 1573 and encodes 516 amino acids. The record is from RefSeq and is a predicted model, not a curated record.